AUGGUGGAACUGAAAAAGAGGGAAGAUCAGAGGAAUGAGAGGACGGCACACGGCCGCAGAGACGUCCGCCGACUCCGCCCUCUGGCUCCGCCCAUUGACGCCUGGGUUCCCAACGGUAGGCCUGAUGUGAAAAGCUUUCAAAAACUGACAGCAACUCAAUUUUUAAAUCAAAUCCUCUUCCAUUGAAUAAAAAAAUCUUUCUCAAACUUUUUUGUGCCGAAAAUAUAGAAAAACCUACGCAAAUAAAAUUAAGAAACUUCUGAUUUGUAAUAUCUGGGUCACAUGAAUUAAAAAUUUUCUUAGGGUUUUCUCGUAGCUAUUAGAAACUAUUUUCAGAUCCAGUGUUCCAUGGAAGCAAACAAGCAAAGGCCCGACAAAAAAAAUUUCUAAUAUGUUUUUUUGGUUACUUACACACCUACUGUGAGAUUUAGGAAUUUCUUCAUGCAUGGUUAGUAGAAUGGGAGAGCCUACAAUUAAGACCUUUUUUUAAAAUGAUUGAGGGCUUUACAGUUUCUGCGAAGCGAAUAAAGUAAAAGUAUUCAAAAAAUGAUGCGACUUUGGGAUUACGCACUGAAAGAUAAAACUUAAUGAAACAAGUAAUCAUUUCGAACAGCUUAUUACACCGGAGCCAUAACGAAGAGAAGCCCAUCAAAGUAACGAUUGCGGAGAAUGUGGAACACGCUCAAACGAAACGUUUGACGAGCGUAGCGACAACCAAAAACAGGUGCUCGUCUGUUUCGGAUUACGCUACAGAAACGGGUGGCAACCCAUGUUGUUUGGUUAUCGUUUGUUGCGAUCUUCACGGCUUACUGACGUCACACCUGAACCGCCGGACAUCUUCUCCUUUCCUGCCAGGCUUCUGCUCUCUCCCAACAGAAUAGCCACUGACGUCGAGUUUGCUUGA
Molecule: messenger RNA, 904 nt
Organism: Caenorhabditis auriculariae
Lineage: Eukaryota; Metazoa; Nematoda; Chromadorea; Rhabditida; Rhabditidae
Source: the annotation of a GenBank genome assembly